AUGGCCUCUGCUCUCGUCGUCCUCUUCCUCGAGGGGUCCGACCCCAAACCCUCCAUCUCCGUCAGCCCCGGUGGGGUGAUCCCCGUGGGGGGAAAUGUCAUCAUCCGGUGUCGGCAUCAGCGCCUGGGCAUGAGGUUCCUCCUCUACAAGGCUGGAGAUGGGAACUCUCUGAAUUACACAGACCCUGCUGGCUCUGAGGCUGAAUUUCCCAUCACCAGCGCCAGACGGGAACACGGUGGCAGCUACACCUGUCGUUAUAGCAACAGAACAGGACCAGCUGCCUACUCGGAGCCCAGCCACCCUGUGCAGAUCAUUGUAGCAGAUCCCAGCUUACCCAGACCCUCCAUCUCUCUGAGCCCCACUGGGGUCACCUCCCCAGGGGCAGACGUCACCAUCCGGUGUCAGGGGCCGCACCGGUACAUGAGGUACAUGAGGUACAUGAGGUUCUUCAGGUUCUUCCUGCACAAGGCUGGAGACCUGAACCCGCAGCAACAGAUGGACCCUGCUGGGGACGGGGCCGAGUUCCGCAUCCCCACCGUGGGCCGGCAGCACGGAGGGAACUACAGCUGCAGCUACCGGCCCCGAUCAGAGCCCUUCGUCUCCUCAGAGCCCAGCAACCCCGUGCAGCUGGUGGUAGCAGGUGGAUCGGUAUCAAGCGCAGCACCGGUUCUGACCCGCCCCAUCAUCGCCGGGGUGAGCGCGGCGUCCGCCGGCCUCCUCCUCCUCCCCCUGGCCUUCGUCUGCUACAGAAGAACCCGAGGAAACUCCUCCAUUGAUGAAGGGAAACAGCCGCCGACCCUGGAGCCUGACCCCAGCACCUACGCGGAGCUGGACCGCCAGACGCUGCAGCCCAGUGUGUACGCCACGAUCAACGUGAGCCAGGGAGCCCUGCAGUGA
Molecule: messenger RNA, 897 nt
Organism: Emys orbicularis (European pond turtle)
Lineage: Eukaryota; Metazoa; Chordata; Testudines; Emydidae
Product: osteoclast-associated immunoglobulin-like receptor
Exons: 6
Coding region: 1-897 (298 amino acids)
Source: RefSeq, a predicted model, not a curated record